AUGGAACUUAGUCAUGCAGAACGCCCACCACCCUCAACGUGGACUGCAACAGAUGUCCAACAAUGGGCGGUGGACAUGAGGCUAGCUCAAGAGGCCGUUGUCGGUUUGUCGGAAAAUCAAAUCGAUGGGGCAACUCUCAUCACUUUAAGCAAAUCAGAACUCAGGGAAGACCUAGGCAUCAAGUCUCUGGCCGCAAGGCGACAUCUGCUGGACCUUAUUCGGUCACUCCAAAUUCAGAACGAAACGAGUGACUUUUCUGCAGCAAUGGAUGUCCACGACGAAGAAAUUCGGCGCUUUGCCGCAAUACAAGUGUCCAACAACAGUGCGGGUGCAGAUGCGGCUGCCAUUGGGCAUACCGUGAAUAUGAUCAAUCCAACACACCUUGCAAUUGCGCAUGAGCUUGAUUCAGAUGCACAGCGUCAACGACAAGUUAUCUCUGAUCAUCUUCUAGCAUGUCGCAUUCAACGCGAUCUCCAGCGUGGCCUUCCAGCCUAUGAAGAUGCUCAAACUGCACACGAAGAGCAACAACGGCUCAAUGCCUUGUUCCAACGAGAAGAGCAAGACUACAUUUAUGCGGAGAGCCUCGCGACCGGACGAGAACGUGCCCACGUACAAUCUCGGCGUCAACGAGAGACGGCAGAACCCCAGCCCAUUCCUCCUGCUGCAGUUGUUGGAGGCAAUGAACGAGCCAUUCCAAGCACCGCAAGCCGAGUGGCCACCCUUUUUGGUCUAUCCAUGAAGGUGUGCGCUGACAACAAAGUCAAUGUCGCCCAAGCUUUUUCGACUGGAAAAGUCAAGCCCAUCACGACGCCUGCACUUGUCAGCGACGACGAUGAUGAUGAUGAUAAUGACAACGAUGGUGGCGGCGGUGUCAAGUACCGAUACCACAAUAAGAACACCCAAGAAGACAAGCGCAAGCCAGCACCCAUGCCCAAGGGACUGCAUAAUCUUCCUUUCGUGGACCAAUGCAGUGUGUGCUUUGAUAAGAAUGUCAAAGGAUAUCACUUGGCCUGUGAGCAUCGUCAGUGCAUUCCAUGCACUCGAAGGCUCUUCAAGACAGGGCUCAAGGAUAAUACUCUCUUGCCUUUGCGAUGUUGCGAGGUGCCCAUUGACAUGAGUAUUGCCAAGGAUCUUCUCAAAGAAAAGGAGGCCAACUUGAUUCUACAGCGCGUAGAAGAGCUUGGGGCAGCGAAUAAGAUGUAUUGUCCCACCUGCAAUUCGUUUCUGAAUCUCGAUCUGGUUGACGCCUCGCAAUCGGUGACGGUACAAUGCUCCUGUAAGACCCACCUAUGUGUCGCUUGCAAAACAACUGCCCAUCCUGGUAUUUCGUGCAGGCAGCACCAACGGCAGCGUCUCAAUGAUUCCUCAGAUGAUGGCCGUGCCUUGUUUCUUGCCCUUUCUCGUGACAAGGGAUGGAAGCAGUGCCCAAAGUGUUCAGAAAUGAUUGAGCUUCGUUCAGGUUGCAACCACAUGACCUGCGCCAAUUGCAGGCAUGAAUUUUGCUACAAGUGUCUUGAAAAAUGGAGUACUGGCAAUGGUCAAUGCACUUCCGGUCGAUGCGAGCUAUGGGAUGAAAAUCGACUUCUGGAAGCUGGUGAAGCUCGUGUUCAACAGGAAGAACAAGCUCGGGGAGAAGCAAUCGCGGGGCCUGCCCGUCAAGAACGCCUUCGAGUCGCGGUGGCUGGGUUGCGUCAAAACGAAAUUUGCGCUCAUAAUUGGGUCCGCAGUGGAGGUUACAAGGGCUUAUGUCCGAAUUGUUCCUUUGAGAUGUUUGCAUACGGAAUGAGAUGCAGUUCCGAUUGUGGUUCGACCGUGUGCUACACCUGUGCCCACCAUCGUAUCCCACAACGUGGAUGGCGCUGA
Messenger RNA from Cylindrotheca closterium, 1863 nucleotides. The record is from the annotation of a GenBank genome assembly. Lineage: Eukaryota; Bacillariophyta; Bacillariophyceae; Bacillariales; Bacillariaceae.